ACCUCGGCAUUUGAGACCCGCGGGUCCACGCUUCAUGUGGAAGAAAGGGAAAAGAGUUAUCGAUGGCAAUUGUCCUUUUCUCCUUCAUCCUCUUUUCUUUUAACUGAAGAAUCUCUCUGAAUAUAUCCUCCCCUUUCUAUUGCGAUUCCUUUCAUUCCCUCUCGUUCACCUAAAGACACCUAUCUCAUCGUUAUCUCUCGGCCGACAUGAGCACCCCCGGAGACUACGACGCGGUCCGCAAGGACAUCGUCGCUCAACUCAAGAAACCAGACUACGAUGACGGCAGCACCGGUCCCGUAUUCGUGCGCCUGGCCUGGCACUCCUCCGGCACCUACGAUCUAAAAACCGACACAGGCGGCUCCAACGGCGCGGGCAUGCGCUACGAAGCCGAAGGCGGCGACCCAGCCAAUGCCGGCCUCCAACAUGGCCGUGCCUUCCUCGAACCCGUCAAGCAAAAACACCCCUGGAUCACAUACUCCGACCUAUGGACACUAUCCGGCGUCGUGGCGAUCCAGGAGAUGGGCGGUCCUGAGAUCCCAUGGAAGCCCGGCCGCACGGAUCUAGUUGAUGACAGCAAGGUUCCUCCUCGCGGGCGGUUGCCUGAUGGCGCGCAGGGAGCAGAGCAUUUGCGGUUUAUCUUCAAUCGGAUGGGGUUUGAUGACCAGGAGAUUGUUGCGUUGGCGGGGGCGCAUAAUCUGGGGCGCGCGCAUAUCGAUCGGAGUGGAUUCCAUGGGGCGUGGGUGAAUAAUCCGACGCGGUUUUCGAAUCAGUUCUUCAAGUUGUUGCUCAAGUUGAAGUGGACGAGGAAGACUUUGCCGAAUGGCGUGAGUCAGUUUGUCUAUGCGGAUCCGGAUUUGGAGGAGGAUGAGGAGCCAUUGAUGAUGUUGCCGACCGAUGUUGCGCUGAUCGAGGACCCGUCGUUUAGGACGUGGGUUGAGAAGUAUGCGGAGGAUAAGGAUUUGUUCUUUGAGGAUUUCGCCAAGGUGUUUGCUAAGUUGAUUGAGCUUGGUAUUCGGCGGGAUGAAAAGGAUGCCAUUGUCAACACUGACAAUGUCAAGGGUGGAUAUCUUUCUGCUCCGAAGAAGAGUGACACGGCUACGGGGCCAGUGCGCGCCAAGUUAUAAUCUUUUUUGUUUGUUUUGGGUUUCGGGUUUAGAGAUAAUGCUAGAUGUACAGGUUGGGACACUAGAUUUAGAAUACCAUGUUUGCUAGGUUUUGCUAUACAAUAUAAUGAUCUACCAG
This is a messenger RNA of Aspergillus ruber CBS 135680, 1242 nucleotides long. Its product is annotated as peroxidase. The record is from RefSeq and is a predicted model, not a curated record. The coding region runs from base 207 to 1124 and encodes 305 amino acids. The transcript has 2 exons. Gene Ontology annotation, molecular function: peroxidase activity; heme binding. Gene Ontology annotation, biological process: hydrogen peroxide catabolic process; cellular response to oxidative stress; response to reactive oxygen species. Lineage: Eukaryota; Fungi; Ascomycota; Eurotiomycetes; Eurotiales; Aspergillaceae.